AUGGCUGCAGUGACGGUGGAUGGUUAUCGGACGCCAUCUUUCACGUACAAUGCAAACCAAAGCUUCCAAGACGAAGAUCUCGGACGACGCAUUUACUGUAGCAAAUACGUGAGCUCCUGGUUGCUUGAUGAAGUGGCUAUCGGUUGCCAUCUCGAGUGUCUCAAAUUCGCCUGCAAGCUGGUGCCGUGGGCCAAGUUCCGGCCAGUGUCUGACCGGGAGACAUCUUCCAUAGCGAAGGCUAGGCUCAACUACUCUGGCACCAAUUUUAAGCAGUCGCGCUUUAAAAAUAAUUUGAUUGCCAUCUAUGGGAGGCACAGUACCUCGGAGCAAGAUAUACUUGGCGGCCACAGCCCAUCUUCAACCUCUUCGUCUAGCAUUAACCAGGGCGGUGCAAUUGGAACACCGAUUUCUCGGCUGUUUGCAAACAGCGUCUACUGGUACGAUCCCACUCCUUCCGAGGAGCAGCACAGGCUUCAGGUCUUACGACAAGAGCUGGGUUGGAUACUUAGCGAGACCUUAAGUCCAAGGAGGAAACUACCCUCUGAGGUUUCCACUCAAAUUGCUGGCCACCUUAUCCAAUAUUACACUACCAUGGCAUCUCUAAUACUUCCAUACGAAGGAGAAUCUACUGUUAGUAUCUCGAAUGACAUUUGGGCAACAUAUAUACAGAUCGACGGCAGAUCGUAUAUAUCCGGCUUAUCAAACGUGCAGACUCGCGAGAGCAUGGAACUAAUUCUACAAGCCGGCAGCCGACAUGAAGAAGACACUCUUUACAUCUUGGGAGAUCAUAUAGGAAUCCAUGAAAUUCAUUUCUCCAUUGGCUUUUCCGAAGCAUUCAAACCAACUAGGGUUUCCUCAUGGUGGCGUGUCCUUCCCCUAGACCCCAUCCAGGAUAAGCUCAGCUUUUUCUCAGACACCGCUUCUUCAGGGAACUAA
Clonostachys rhizophaga is the source of this 936-nucleotide messenger RNA. The record is from the annotation of a GenBank genome assembly. Lineage: Eukaryota; Fungi; Ascomycota; Sordariomycetes; Hypocreales; Bionectriaceae.